Messenger RNA from Porites lobata, 875 nucleotides. The record is from the annotation of a GenBank genome assembly. NCBI's taxonomy places the organism in Eukaryota, Metazoa, Cnidaria, Anthozoa, Scleractinia, Poritidae.
AUGGCUGCCAGCAGCCGUUUUGCAAACGUUUCGGACGAGGAAAUCGGAGAAAUAAAGGUCAAUGCUGUCCCGAAAUCAACACAAAAUGCUACGAACUAUGGCGUAAGACUUUUCAAAGGUAAGUAAACUUCUUCCGCUAGUCUUACUAUUCUAUUUUGAAACUUAACAAACUGUCACAGAUCGAUAACAAAAGCUGAACUUGCUGUUUAAUUUUUUUCUCAGAAUGGUUUGCACAACAGCCUGAUUUCACAACUGAGUUUGAGCCCAUGGAAGGGACAGAAAUGAACAACUGUCUCCCAAAAUUUUACUUAUCAGCAAGAAAGCAAGACGGAAGUCAUUACAAGAAGAAAAGUCUGUUGUCUAUUAGGGCAGCCCUAGAUCGCUAUCUACGCUCACCGCCUAUAAAUAAGAAAUUCUUUAUUUGCGACACAAUUCAGUUUAACGAGGCAAAUAAAGCUGUAAAUUCCUACCUUAAGCACCUUGCCAGUACAGGGUUAAUUGCCUUUAUGGUUCACAAAAAUCCCUUAACAGCGGAAGUAGUGCAAAAGCUGUUUGAAGCAAGAGAAUUGGCGUGUGCGGAGACAAAAAAUCCUCUUGCUUUGCUGCAGACAACAUGGUUUUACGUUUCUCUCUAUCUCGGGAAAAGACGGAGAGAAAGUCAAAGUUUAAUGAAGAAAUCUGUGCUCCGUCUGACGGUGACAGCCACAGGUGAAGACUUCUUUGAGCUAAAUAAAGCAGAACCAGGCGUAGUGCUCUCCACUGAAAAUCACACGGGCGGCAUUGAUGGCAGUGAAGAUCACGGAGAUGGGAAAAUAUUCUCAUGCCCUGGUUCCAAAAGAUGCCCGGUUAAGACGAUUAAAGCGUACCUUUUCCAU